AUGAUUGCAGCCUCCAGUCUCUCAGGGGACACCUUGAUAACGUGCCACUUCCCUGUGGUUCAGCUUCCCACUUGGCAACUUAAUGUCCGAGCCCUGUGCAGUUCGGCGAAGAGACCCGGCCGGCUGUCCUCAGUAGGCCUGACCCGGGCCGUGUCCCUCCCGGAGCGAGACUCGCACAGCCAAGAGCAUUCUUUGGCCGGUGGCCGAAGACCUUUCUCCAGCAGCUACGGUCGUCUCAAUGAGGACCGAGCGGAGGAGGAGGGGGGCAGUGACAGCAGCGGGAAGUACGACUCCAACUCAUCACCGGAAGAGACGAGUUCUCAUCUGAAGAAGGAAAGCUCCGGAGCUAGAGACAAUCUGCGGUCACACAACUCCUUCCUGGCCAACACAGCGCUCGACGGGCAUGAGGAAGAUGAAGACAGUGAUGGAGAUAACCUGCACAGAUAUCACGAGGACUCGUCUUUUGUCUUGCAUGGGAAUUCCAACUGGCCUCAAAGCCAUGGUGCCAUAAAUCACCCCCAUGGAGACGUGGACAGUGCAUGGGGCAAUGAAGGGACCGUGUUGGGUCUGCAGAGAGGCCGAGAUUGGCUCUCUAACCCGCCUCACAGAUCUGGCAACACAGUGAUGGAGCAGGAUAACAUGUCCCGCUGCAUGCACAGCCAACUCCAAUGUUCCCCAGAGCAGUUUUCCAACAGUCACAGAGAGUAUGUCAGUGACUCUUCCUGUAACAGCUCUGAUGGAGUCUUGGUUAACUUCUGCACUAUUUAUAACCGGAGCAACAACCCUGCCACGCCGAAUGACCUCAGCAGUCCUGCAGUUCACCCCUAUCAGCCAUCUGAGGGGUCUGUGUUCCUCAACCUCCAACCCGUUCCUCAGACUCCAGCUGAGAACCUCCAACAUGACGACAUGACAGUUCGCCUUCCCUCUAAAGAUGAGGUGGACAUGACGCCAUCCGCUGCUUGCUGGUCUCCCCAGGGCCUCGACUCGAACUGCAACCUUUAUUCCCUGGAGCCGCUGCCAACGGGUCUCUCCUCGCUGGAGGUAUCAGACCUGGCCGCCUGUCUCCAAAGCCAGGCCACACUGGCCAUGGAGACCAACCAGAAGUACUACACGCUUGUGACUUGUGACCUCUCCUCCCAGUCUCCCAGUCCAGCCUGGUCCAGCCUUGAGGGUCAGAGCAAAAGUAGCCCCUUCCCUUCCUUUGAUCACCUUUUUGUUGAUCAUAAGAAAAAAGGACAAGACAAGGAAGUCAAAAAGGAGAAGGAGGAUCAGCAGAAGGAAAAGAGGUUCUCCUCCCCACAAUGCAGCGUCGGGUUUGACUGUUGUCAGUGUCAGACGUGUGAUUAUCGAGAUGCCACAACCUCCACUGAGAAGAAACACAAAGACAGCAUCCAAAACCUGUCUCACACACGCUGUCCGCUGUGUCCCAGCAAGUGUAGCCCACCUGGCAGCAAAAGCCCAGACACAAGCGCUGCGUCCACACAGCCAUCCGAGAAUCAGCCCCAAGAGCACUGUGACACUGAUGCUACUGAGAAGGGAGCAUGUUCACGGGAAGAGGCCGUGGUGCGCUACAGUAAGGCCCAGAGACCAACCUCGCUGCCCAUCCAGCCGUUUGUUCUAGUCCCAGCAGGCAGACCCCAGACGGAGCAUUUGGGCUAUCUUCUGGACCAGUACAUCAAUCAAAAGAGCAGCAAGUCUGUUAGCUCCCAACCAGGCCUCAACUUCAGCAUCAAAAGAAGUCGAUGCUUUUCUAAUCUUCAGCCAUCCGUAAUGGCCGACCACUGCCCCAUCUUUCUGGAAGCCGCUUCGAGCUCCGACACCUGCUCCACCUGCACGCCGAGUCCAGAGUGUUCAGCCAGCCGCAGACACACAUGGAGCCAAUCCAGCAGAGGCCAAGGAUACCUUAGUCCAUGUGCACCAAAAAGCAGCCUGGAUCCAACUCACAGCUGCCCAGAGCCACAACUGGGUCAAGAUAAAACAAGCCCAUACUCAAGCAAAACUCAAAAUGCUUUUUCUAAUCUGCUUUCAACCCCAAAUCAGACAAACUGUGGUAAGAAUCCCACCUGCCAGACCCUUAUUAGCUUCACUCCUGAGGAGAGCCAUGCCAACACUGAGCCUCAAAGUCUCUAUCAGUCCCAGACCCACACCUCAUAUGAUCCAAUAUUCUCUCAUACUCAUACACCACCGACUUUACUCUUAACUACUGACGCCCACCACCCAAACCUGCUGGUGUCCCUGUCUCCUCCCACCACCGUACAAACGGAACAUAAGUUCCCUCAGCACCGGGCUGCAGAUGCAGCUAGCUCAGGCUUUUUUCAUGGUAGUUUUAAAGCUCCUCUCUCCACGUUGAGUUGUCUGCUUUCAUUGGCUGCUUCUGGGCUGCAACUCCAGGACUCUGCUGGGCCCAAUGGGAAGCAGAGUCAGAGUCAACACAGUGAAUCUCUGAUCCUGAGUGACAGGCCGCCCACAGAGUUCUGCCUCUCCCCCGAUACAUCCUAUGAGUCCAUGUCGAUCAGCCAUCUUCAGAGGAGAGGCUUGCUGAGGUCCGUGAGCAGGGCGGUGGAUUUGAUCAUGGCUCAUUUUGGCAGCAGCAGAAACCCUGAAGUAAAGAUACGUCUGGGUAGCAGCUCUCGCAGUCCCACGAUAGCCGGUCUCGUUCUGGAACAUUUGUGUCCAGCGAUCCAGAAUAUUCUGGAGGACGGUCUCAGGGAUCACAAACUGGACCUCGUCAUCGGGCAGCGACGCAACAACUCCUGGAGUGUGGUGGAGGUCUCGACUAGGAUGGGUCCAUCCACCAGGGUCCUUCACAGCCUGGUCUCCAAAAUUAGACAAUGUCCCCAGCUCACCAGCCACUGCAUGAGACUGAGAGCCUUCAUUAUGGGCCUGAUUAACUUGAGAGCUUUGGAAUUCUGGCUCAGUCACCUUCAGAGUCUCAACGAUGUGGUGACAACAUACUACCAUUCUUGGGGGUUCCUGCCCACGUCACUGGGUCAGUGUCAGCCCUCGUUUCAGGAGCUGCUACUUCUGCUGCAGCCGCUCUCUGCGUUGCCCUUUGACCUCAACUUGCUCCUGGAGCCCCGACGGUUACGCAACAGACAGCUGCGUUCUGAGGAACAGGGCGUUGCUCCGCUUCCGCCGUGCUCAGCCCUCCUAGUGACCAGCUGGCCACGACUGCACGCUGACAAGAAGGUCAACAGCAGUCAGACAGGUCUGCAUCACCGAGAGUCUCUCAGUUCCCAGAAUAGCGUCAGGCCGGAUUGUCGAGGGAUGCAGGCCAACAGGAGUCCAGCGUUAGCUCCGGUUCCAGAGUGGUGGCCCGAGGAGCCUCGCCUCAUGGAUGAAGGGGAGGACUGUCGCCUGAAUUAUGCGGAUACUUGGUCUCAAAUAAGUAUGGACAGCCAGCAAGAAGAGCAGAGGGGAGAGAAAGACAACGAGACACCGAUUGCAUCCCCUGGUGUCCAGGCUGAGAGUCCAGGUCAGGCUGGGCUGCGCUGGGCCAAACUGUUCGGAGCAGCUGAUACCACCAGGACGGAGGCAGCUUCUCAGAGUAGAGCACAACCCAGAAGGUACAGGCGACUGAGGCGACCAUCCCAGUGGCUGAACUUCGACAGAUCACAGCUUGGACUGCUGGCUCAAUCCAUCCGGUCGAUGAAGCUCGGAGGAGCUCAGACUCACAAAGACUGCUGAAAAUAAAGCAUGUGUGGGAAAUGGCGAUGUGGGAAAUGGCCGAGACACCGAUUCACUGUCGUAACACAACAUCUUACUGGAGCCGCAUGAUAAUACAAACACAGUGCUGAAGAGAUCAGAAAGCACAGCGCACAACACACUUUGGCAAUGGGCCCUUAUUCAUCAAGCUUUGCCUCGCGCCAUUUGUUCACGCAUGUGUGGCCUUUGUAAGAUCUCAGCACCAGCGAGUUACCAGCCGUAACAGUGUGUGGAUGGUGUUGUUUUCACCGUGUAAGUCUAGGUGUGUGUCGUCAAAGCAACGAGUGGUCCCGGAGACACUUACUGUAGCUACCUCCCACAGAGGAGGUUUUCAGUACUGCCUGUCACCACAGUAGCAUCACAACCAUGCAAGAUGCAGUCCCGAAACUUUACCACUGAUAACAAUUAAAAUGAAGGUCACGUUUGAAGAUGGCUGUGGUCGGGGAGGGGGGUGCAGGGGUCAGUGGCACCCCUACUUUACGCCACUGGCACACAUUUGGCAUUGUGGCUGAUUAGAUCCCAUCACGAGAUGAUCUCGUUUCACAAUAAAUCAGGUGGCAGCACUAAAGAAAUGUCUUCAUUGGUAUUCCAAUGUGUGAGGAAACAUUUAGGAUGGUGUCCAACCAACUCUGUAAACAAGUCGCUGAAGCAAACGGCGUAGCAAACUGAGCAUAACUGUAAAAAAUAUAAUUAAAUAAAUUAAAAUAGUAAUUUUAGGUUUUCUGUUAUGUUUAUGAAAUCUUUCCAAUUUACUUCACGAUUUAAAAACAUUCAGGUAUGUCGUCCCUAUUUCAUACCAUGUGUUACGAUUCAAUCUAAACAGGUCAUAUGUCAGCAAACUGCAUAUAGUUUGUUUCUGUGAUUUAUAAAUCACAGUUUCACCUGGAAGUUACUGAUUUAUUGAAUUUAAUCUAGUGAUGCAAACAUAUACAUUUAGUAAACACCUACAUUAUAACUGGGUUUAACUUUGGAGCAGCUGUUGACUGGCUCCUAAUCUUAAAAAUAUCCCUUGGUUGUUGCUUUAUUUGUUCUUUCGUACUUUGUUGGUUGAGAGAUAAAUCUGUCUGAUUGUGGUCAGAAGAGGCCGGAUCACUUCCUCAGAUCCUGAGCUGUUUUCCACAAAACUGCUUGAUGAAUGAGGGCCAAUCUACAGUUGCACUCUGGAGUAAAUCUCCUUCAUAUUUUCUGUAGAAAUCAAUCAUUAAAUGUGAAUAUUGACCUGCUUUAGACUGUUUGACAUUUUCUCCAUAGAUGUACCUUUCAUGUUUAGGCAAAAAAAGAAGAAAGCGAUGCAUUCGUACUCGUGCCAAAUAUGCUAGACACCAGCCUUGUGGAUAUUCAGUGAUGUUUUGUUUCCAGUAACUUGCUUUCUUACGCAAAUCCCUGCAUGGAUUUACUGUUGGUGCAUGAGUUAUCAAACAUACAGUAGGUGCUUCAGUACCUUCUACAUCUGUUCACCUCCUUCCUUUUUUAAAUGUGUGCAAUUGUUUGGUAUAUUCAGUGGAAAGUCUUCCAGUGAAGUCAAUUGAGUUUGACAAUUACAAGCCAUCUUGUGGCUGCUUCAGGUAUUUAAAUAUGUGUCAGAUAUAUUUUGGUAGACUGGUGGUUAGAUAAUAGGAUGGGGGAAAAAAACUGAAAAUAGUUCAUACUUAAUUUUUUAUGUCCUGCAAUUAUGUGAAGUCUGUGAAAUAUUUUCCCCAGCAUUAUUUAUUUUCUCAAUGUCUGAAUGCUUCCUCCGAUGCCUAGUGACAAUCAAAGUCUGUCAAUAAAGACUUCUUCUUGUAUUCCAUGA
Messenger RNA from Pseudoliparis swirei, 5497 nucleotides. RefSeq names its product AP-4 complex accessory subunit RUSC2. NCBI's taxonomy places the organism in Eukaryota, Metazoa, Chordata, Actinopteri, Perciformes, Liparidae. The record is from RefSeq and is a predicted model, not a curated record. Gene Ontology annotation, cellular component: cytoplasmic vesicle. Bases 1 to 3687 code for a protein of 1228 amino acids. The transcript has 9 exons.